AUGUCAUCCAUAGCUGCAAGUGAAAAUCGUGCACAAAAUUUCGUUAAUAAUAUAUUGGUUUCGUCAAAUGGCGAGCAUAUUCUUGGAAAUCAAUACGAAGAAGAUGAUGAAUUCUACGACGAGCCUCAUUUGGAUGAUGACGACGACGAAGCGUUAAUGCAAAAUUCAGCGACCAAUGAUACCAAUUCAGUCCCCGACACCACCACAAGUGCACAUCCCGACUAUGAUCUUCACCCAUUGUUAUUAGAUGAUAUCAACGAUAUAUUCACACAAGUUCCACCAGAAGAGUUAGCCGGUGCAUCAUAUCAAAUCGAUACAGAGAAUCCACGAUUAUUGCGAAUCAUAUUUCAAUUCUUUACGGAUUUUAUCGAAGGGGAAACGGCAUGUCAAUGGCAGAUUUGUAAUAAAACACUGUUAACUUGUCACAUAUUGGUUCAUAGCAAAUGUUAUCUCGAAGAAAAAGUUAUUGUUGAACACGUCUUUCAAACCUGUAGCUGUCAUCCUGCUUAUGCAUGCAAAGUUCCAUUCAUCGAACGACUCGUUCGCGAUUUCUUUGAAAAAGCAGCAAUCACUAUGGAAAAGUUAACAUACUCUCGCGCUGCUCUGAAUUCGAAACUACGUCUGAAGUAUUUCUUAGAGAUCAUUCCGAAGAUUAAACAAGAGAGUUAUCGUGAAUUAUUGGGUGAUGCAGUCGAUGAAACGCUUCUGAAUGAUUCGGUUGCAAAUGAAAUUCUCGAUAAUGAAAAACGAAUUGCUCGAAAACUAGAAUUGAUCAAAGCUCCUCGAAUUCAACCGUUAGAUGUCGAUCAACAUUACGAUCUCCUCGAUGAAAAACAUUUACCAUCACUCUACCACGGCCAUUUCGUUCAGUUUUGUAAAUAUAUUAUUUAUCGUUUGAAAAACCUCAAUACAUUGUGUGUCAUGUGUGGUAAACGAACAAUCGAUCGAGACACGAAGAAAGCCUUGAAACCGAUGAUCUGUAGUGAUUAUGAAUGCUUUAGCAAUGCAAUGGAUUCAAAAUUUCGCAAUGAUCCACUUCCACCGUCGAUCUUCUCUAUUGAAAUUGCUGAUUUUCUCCUUUUACUCGUUUCGGCCGCGAUUCGUUCUGGGCGUCAUGCAUUGAUUCUCGAUCCAUAUCCAAAACUAAUUAACCCCUACAAUACAUCCACUACCUUAAUCGAUGAGCAUGGAGACAAAGAUGCAAAUGUCGUUAUAUUGCGACAAAUUGUCGAUGAUAUUAUGAGAAUGAAGUCGAUUACACAAUAUGAAGCGGUGAAAAUCUCUUUGCGAAGUAUGCUGGAAUUGAAACAUCCAUGGGCAUUUUCAUUCUUCCAUUGGUUAAUGGGAACCAAUCGUUAUCAUUUCUCACGCAUUCCUACCGAACAUCAACUGACACAAGUUCACACUGAGCAUCAAUACUUUAUUAAACAUGAAGACCUGACUAAACAUGUCAAUUUUAAAAACUUACGAGCUCAAGUUGGAAGUAUAUUCGCCUUUCACGGUUCCCCGCAAGAAAAUUGGCAUUCCAUUCUUCGCUCCGGUUUACAAAUUGGUAAAGGUGGUUAUUUACUUAACGGUGCUGCAUACGGUGCAGGGAUUUAUGUUUCGCCCAGUUUCGAAUUUUCUGCAUCAUAUGUAUGGUCCCGUGCAAUGUAUCGUAGUAAUCCCAAUACUUCGACUUAUGAUCCGGAGGAAAAAAUUCAACCAUUAGAUCAACAAAAUUGGUCCUGCAUCGCUUUGUGUGAAAUUAUAAAUUCUCCUGAAGUUUAUAAAAAACAUUCAACAGAUAUUUGGACAAUACAAGAUCCGAAUUUAAUCUGCACACGAUUUAUAUUUUUUUAUCCGUCUGGACUUCAUAGUCUUCAUUUCCGCGUCGACUCAGAAGAGAUCGCGACAUCUAUACGAAAACUCAUUCACACAUUAAACAACACUGCUUGUUAA
This is a messenger RNA of Adineta ricciae, 1941 nucleotides long. The record is from the annotation of a GenBank genome assembly. Lineage: Eukaryota; Metazoa; Rotifera; Eurotatoria; Adinetida; Adinetidae.